AUGGACCAGAUGACGGGCGAAGCGCUCGACGUCCGAGGCAGCUGGAACAUCGUAUGGGAUCUCCAGAGCACGCAUAGCACGAAGAUGGCACGGCUGCACUACGCCGUACACGUUGGCAUGCCCAACGGAUUAACGCCGGAGAUGAUGGAAAACUACCGCGGAAUCAGCCGUCUCUGGCACCAAUUCUUGAUGGAAGGGGAUGAAUUCCGAGCAGGGUGGAAACGCAAGGCACCAGGAGAUGAAAGCAUGACGGCACGGAAGAAGAAUAAGAAGGAGGACCAGCCAAGUAAGGAGGAGAAUGAGCGACACAUGAUGGACGGGCUGCGGAUGCUGAUGGGACCGGCGUCAACAUGGCGGCCAGGCAAGCAGCGGGAGUGCAUGGAGAAGAUUCUGGCGCUCCAGGGAGAGGAGUCGGCGAUAUGCGUGCUGCCGACGGGCGCAGGCAAGAGCUUACUGUUCAUGGUCCCGGCGAUCAUGCGCGGGGGCGGCACCAACGUGGUGGUACCGUUCGCGGCGUUGAUGACGGAGAUGGUGGAUAAGGCUAGGCGGAUGGGAGUGGAUGUGGUCGAGUUCCGGCCGUCCGUCAACUCGGAGCGUGAAAGCUUGCCAAGGGCGGCGCGUAUGGUGGUUGUCGGCGCGGACACGGUGUCGGUGCCAAGCUUGCUCGGGUAUCUGGACGGACUGGACGAGGCCGGGCUGCUCCAGCGCAUAUUCAUCGACGAGGCGCACACGGCGAUCACGGAUGCAUCGUACCGAGUGAAGCUCACGCAGCUCAAAGGGCUGGCGCGGUACCAGAAGCCGAUGGUGCUGCUAACGGCAACACUGCCGGUCACAUUCGAGCGGUGGUUCCGAGAGGAGCUGCUGGCGGCUUCUGCCGAGACGAUUCGAGAACGGACGACCAAGGCCAACUGCCGAUAUGAGGUGGAACAGGUCAAGGCAGGCCGCAGAGGUGUGUCUGUGGACAUACGGGUGGUGGAGCUAGUGCGGCAACUGGACUCGACGAUGGUAAGCGGACAGAAAGGCGUAGUAUACUGCCGGACGAAGACGCAAUGCGAGGCGUUAGCCAAGGAGAUCGGGUGCUCAGCCCACCACAGCGGAAUGGACAAGGCAGCGCAGGACGAGACGCGGGAGUUGUGGGCGUCAGGAGGCGGGCACCGUUGGAUCGUGGCGACGACGGGGCUCGGAACGGGCAUCGACAUCGGAGGCAUCGUGGCGGUUCUACACGCAGGGUUCCCGUACGGUCUGGUAGACUUCGUGCAGCAGACAGGGCGAGGAGCACGGCGGGACGGUGAAGAGGUGCGGUCAGUCAUUGUGCACGACGGCUCGACACCGUACGAGAGGGUCGGCACGGACAAGAUAGAGCGCAUCAACCGACACCAGAUGGAGAUGUUCAUCAAGAGUCCCGGGUGUCACCGAGAAGUGCUUUCUUCGUUCAUGGACGGGGUGGUGGGCGAGACAUGUGCCGACAUAGCCGGAGCGAUCCCGUGUGGGCGAUGUCUUCCCACCAUUGAGGAAGAAAGUGAUGGAGACGAGGCGAGUAGCGGGGAUGGGAAUGGGGAAGAGGAAGGACCGGCAGAGACGAGAAAGGAAGCAAGAGAGGGUGUAUGGAGAAUGUUCAACAAAGUCGAGGGCGAGAAGGUCAAUACGCUGGUACGAUGGCUGGACGAGGUGCAGGACAUGUGCGCCGUAUGUCAUAUCUGGAACUGCAAAGGAACGACGAUCGGCGAGGCAAUACCGUCGCCAGACAGGCACACGCGACCAGGAGAAGUGUGCGAGCCGGUUCGCGGACAGUCGUAUGACAGCAUACGGCAGAAGAUUCGAUUUGCGGAUAACUCGUGUUGUUUCCGUUGCAAGCUGCCGUCAGACUGGUGCGACGAGAUGCGCGAAAGCGCGGGGGAAGGCAAGGACUGCAUGUACACGGAUAAGGUGCUGCCGGUGGCGUUGAUGGCGAUGGGACACGAUGCGAUGAAACGAUGGGUGGUGAACAAGUUCGAGAUUGACCCAGACGACACAAAGGAGUGGUUUAAGUGGCUGGCCGGGCGAGUGCAGUUUCACGGGACAAAGGGGACAAACAUGCAUGUGCUGUGGGAGGCCAUUGUACACAAAACAUAUGGUAAACACAAGCCAAGGUAG
Metarhizium robertsii ARSEF 23 is the source of this 2133-nucleotide messenger RNA. Its product is annotated as DNA helicase, ATP-dependent, RecQ type. Gene Ontology annotation, biological process: double-strand break repair via homologous recombination. Gene Ontology annotation, molecular function: 3'-5' DNA helicase activity; four-way junction helicase activity; ATP binding. The transcript has a single exon. NCBI's taxonomy places the organism in Eukaryota, Fungi, Ascomycota, Sordariomycetes, Hypocreales, Clavicipitaceae. The record is from RefSeq and is a predicted model, not a curated record. Gene Ontology annotation, cellular component: RecQ family helicase-topoisomerase III complex; cytoplasm; nucleus. Bases 1 to 2133 code for a protein of 710 amino acids.